UUGCUAAAGUUUGAGAACUGCUGAGACUAUGGGGUAAUUAAUGGACAUCUUCCAGGUGUGUUCUGCUGGGAGUUUGUUCCUUGAGCUUUAGAAAAAAUAACACUAUGAACACUUAACAUACAGAAAUGAUUGGCUAUUGUGAAAUAAAAGAAAAAGUAACUGAAACUUGAAAUAAUGAGUUAAUUACUUAGAAAGUUUGUCCUAAUGUGGCAACACUCAUGUUUUAAACAGAUUAAUAAUAAUUAUCAAGUAUUUAAAUUUUCUUAUACAACUUCAGUGUUUCUGUAUAUUGAUAGUUUAUAUAUGGGAUAGAUGGGAUGGGAAGGGUUCCUACCAAUAUUACAAUUAGUAAUUGGAUUGGUGAAUUGGCAGAUUUUGGAAUUUUUAUCUGAGAUACUUGAGUCUGGAUAUUGUAACUUUACGGGGUUGCUAAAAAGGGAGAUUGGAAGAAGUUCUUAAAACAGUGUAUCAAUGAAUUGUUGAUGAGUAUUAUAAGGACUUUCAGUUAUAAAUUUUCAUAAGAGAAAACUGACUCAGUAAAUAACUUAGUGACUCUUAAAUUGAGGGUUAAAUCUAGACUCUCGUACUUGUUACCAGCAAUAGAAAAGGCUGCACUUGUGCAGUUUGCUAUUAGACAUUUAACUUUAUCAUUCCAAUAUAUAUCUGAAUAAUAUUAAUCAAAAUUUGGAUGGCAAGUAGAAAUAGGAGGCUCCCUGUAACCCAGACUUAGGUGGGGCUUUGGACACACCCCUCUCAUCAGUCUCUCCCAUUUACUAGCAUAGGCAGCUCUCUCCCCAUUCAUUGUAAAGGGAGCAAAGGCACCUAAUCCAGGAUUUGUGGAUUUCAGUUAUUUUCUUCAUGCCUCAAAGGGCCUUAAAAUGGGGAAUACAAGCAGUGAGCGAGCUGGUAUGGAGCGUCAUGGGGGCCAUAAGACGCCCCGAAGAGACAAUUCUGGUGGAGCCAUUAGUACAAAAGAAGGUGAUAGACCAAAAAUCUUGAUGGAUAGUCCUGAAGAUGCAGACUUGUUCCAUUCUGAGGAAAUAAAGGCUCCACGAGAGAGAGAGGAAUUUCUAGCUUGGCAGCAAGAUCUGGAAGUGAGUGAAAAAGUCCCUGUUCAAAAUCGGCCAACAGUCUUUCGCUGGACUGCAGGAGGGAAAGAGGUUUAUCUGUCAGGUUCCUUCAACAACUGGAGUAAACUUCCUCUUACAAGAAGCCACAAUAACUUUGUAGCAAUCCUGGAUCUUCCAGAAGGAGAGCACCAGUACAAGUUCUAUGUGGAUGGUCAGUGGACGCAUGAUCCUUCGGAGCCAGUAGUAACCAGCCAGCUUGGUACAGUUAACAACAUCAUUCAGGUGAAGAAAACUGACUUUGAAGUAUUUGAUGCUUUAAUGGUGGACUCCCAAAAAUGCUCAGAUAUGUCUGAGCUUUCAAGUUCACCCCCAGGACCCUACCAUCAGGAUCCCUAUGUUUCUAAGCCAGAGGAACGCUUCAAGACUCCACCUAUUCUUCCACCACACCUGCUGCAGGUGAUCCUGAAUAAGGACACUGGCAUUUCUUGUGAUCCAGCUCUACUUCCUGAGCCCAAUCACGUCAUGCUGAACCACCUCUAUGCACUUUCUAUCAAGGAUGGAGUGAUGGUGCUCAGCGCCACUCAUCGUUACAAAAAAAAAUAUGUGACUACAUUGCUGUACAAGCCAAUAUGAUUAGACCAGGUAUCCUGGGGUGAUGAAGUGCCAGAGGGAACAAAUUCUUCGUUAAACCAAAACAUAUGCAUGGUCUAUGCUAUUGUAAACAGACUCUGAUUUCAUACGGUUUUAAAGACUUCACAUUUGUUUCAUAUUUGCCUUGGUCUCCCAGUCCCAUCUGGAAGUUUUCAGACUCAGCCAGGACCAAAUAGAUGGCUGGUGGUGCUGUCAUUUUUUCAGCUCAAUAACAAUCGCCUGGGAUCUACCAGUGAAAUCAGGCUGGGAAAUAUGGGGAUAGUGACAGCUCAGAUGUCAUUCAUGAGUGAUACAGGCUGUAGAAAAUAAUAUUCUAAGAAGUGCAAGAUCCUUGCUGAUCGAGUGGCUGUUUUUAUCAUAAAGCUCAAACAUUCAAUUAUAUUACCACUGAGCUCCACAAAGAGCCCAUUCCCUGGCUCGACUAUAUGUGAAAAAUGGCAUUCUUUCUGUUGCAGCUGUUUUGGGCGAAGCCAGAGAUGCUGCCACUACCACACACACUGUUUCUUUUAUUUGUUUGUUUAAUCAGUAGACGGUUGAGUACGUUUUCCAAUGUGAGUGAUGCUCUAGCAUUGUUUCUCUUAUGAGAACUCCAAAAUAACUUUUCCCCAGUGGAAUUGCUGAUAAAGACAAUUGUUCUUUAUUGCUGGGUUUUGUGUAGACCAUAUAAUGCACCCUGCAAUAAUCUGUUCUUGUAACAGAUUUGUAAUUCUCUUGCCGAUAAGGACUGAUUUAAACUGGGCUGGGUUCCUAUAAGGAAAUUGACCAAUUUAGCAUAAGGGCUUUAAUUCUUCAGUAUCAGCUUUUAUCAAAUUGAUGGUAAGGUGACUCCCAAGUUACUUUAAAAACUGUAUAGUAAAUGAGAUAUUGAGGGGAAAAAUCAUCUGCUGAUAUAAGCAGCUGCAGCCCCUGUGAAGUGGCACUGCACUCACUUAUGUCAAGGGCUGGAUUGGCCCUGAAUCUAUAUUUGCAUUUGACUCUGCCAACUUAGGUUCGUGUGGUCUCUGCAGCAAGGACUCCCAACAAUUUCUAUCACUUCGUGCUUUAUUUAUAUUUAUGUAAACGGAUGUCAUUCUCACAAAAGGUGCCAGGUUGCCUUUCUUAGAGACUGAUGAUCUAUUUGAUCCCAAAACGAAUAAAUUCCCCACCAAUGUGCCUCAGGCCUGACCUGGAGGGACCAACUUGGGGAAUGCAUAGUGCCCGUCCAUUCCUGGGCACCUGAGUGCCAAUAAGAAUGACGAGAGUGACCUCAGUCCAUGACCUACUAUACAGGGGUACAUAUUACAAAAACCACCAUGUAGCUAAUCAGAUAGUGACUUUGGUGACCACGAUUAGAUGUGAUACAGUCAAUGAUAAAAGACUACUUUUCAGUUUUCUGAACUGUUCAGUUGUAUUGUUACAAUAUUUUGAGUAGUUCAGGGUACAUUGCUAUUGGGUUUUCUUUGAAAACAUGGAAUUCCUGUCACUGUCUGACCUCUUCAGAAACAAGUUAAAAUAUAAAGCAUUUUAAG
Messenger RNA from Terrapene triunguis (Three-toed box turtle), 3229 nucleotides. It is a transcript of the gene PRKAB1, whose product is annotated as protein kinase AMP-activated non-catalytic subunit beta 1. Gene Ontology annotation, biological process: signal transduction. The transcript is spliced from 8 exons. Bases 879 to 1703 code for a protein of 274 amino acids. Lineage: Eukaryota; Metazoa; Chordata; Testudines; Emydidae. Gene Ontology annotation, cellular component: nucleus; nucleotide-activated protein kinase complex; cytoplasm. Gene Ontology annotation, molecular function: protein kinase binding. The record is from RefSeq and is a predicted model, not a curated record.